ACGUCGUCCAUCGUCUCACGCAAGCUUGCAAGCUGCAGAUAAUACAACAAAAACAUUCUUGAUAUCCUCUUGCCAGAUAUUAGUUUUCUGGAUUAUUGUGUUUUAAUUUACCAUAAAUUAACCUUUAUAAAAUGCCGAUCAGUGGCUAUGAUAUCCAUGAUGAUGGUCCUGGAUUUGUGGGCAUAAGGUUUUGUCAGGAAUGCAAUAACAUGUUGUACCCUAGAGAAGAUAAAGAAAAUAAAGUUCUUCAUUACGCUUGCCGGAACUGUGACUACAAGAUGUUAGCGGACAGCAACUGCAUUUAUGUUAACAAAAUCAUGCACGAAAUUGAUGAGCUGACCCACAUUGUAUCCGACGUCAUCUCAGACCCGACACUGCCCAAGACGGAGGAUCAUCCGUGUCCCAAGUGUGGUCAUCGUGAAACUGUCUUCUUUCAGGCACAGACCCGGCGAGCUGAGGAAGAGAUGAGGCUCUACUACGUCUGCACAAACCAGCACUGCACUCACCGAUUUACUGAAUAGAUCAAGUUAAGCCUCCAAUACUUUGUAUGUUCAUUUUAUGUUAUCUUAUACUACGAAUACAUUUUUGUAAGUAAAUAGUCUGAAUAACAA
This is a messenger RNA of Macrosteles quadrilineatus (aster leafhopper), 611 nucleotides long. It is a transcript of the gene RpII15, whose product is annotated as DNA-directed RNA polymerase II subunit RPB9. The record is from RefSeq and is a predicted model, not a curated record. Gene Ontology annotation, biological process: maintenance of transcriptional fidelity during transcription elongation by RNA polymerase II; transcription-coupled nucleotide-excision repair; transcription initiation at RNA polymerase II promoter. NCBI's taxonomy places the organism in Eukaryota, Metazoa, Arthropoda, Insecta, Hemiptera, Cicadellidae. The transcript has 5 exons. Gene Ontology annotation, cellular component: RNA polymerase II, core complex. Gene Ontology annotation, molecular function: nucleic acid binding; DNA-directed RNA polymerase activity; zinc ion binding. The coding region runs from base 132 to 521 and encodes 129 amino acids.